Molecule: messenger RNA, 1011 nt
Organism: Closterium sp. NIES-65
Lineage: Eukaryota; Viridiplantae; Streptophyta; Zygnematophyceae; Desmidiales; Closteriaceae
Source: the annotation of a GenBank genome assembly
AUGCUGCUGUUCCCCUCUGCCCUGCUGUUCCCCUCUGCCCUGUUGUUCCCCCUCUGCCCUGCUCUUCCCCUCUGCCCUGCUGUUCCCCUCUGCCCUGCUGUUCCCCUCUGCCCUGCUGUUCCCCUCUGCCCUGCUGUUCCCUCUGCCCUACAGUUCCCCUCUGCCCUGCUAUUCCCCUCUGCCCUGCUGUUCCCUCUGCCUUGCUGUUCCCCUUUGCCCUGCUGUUCCCCUCUGCCCUGCUGUUCCCUCUACCCUGCUGUUCCCCUCUGCCCUGCUGUUCCCUCUGCCCUGCUGUUCCUCUCUGCCCUGCUGUUCCCCUCUGCCCUGCUGUUCCCUCUGCCCUGCUGUUCCCCUCUGCCCUGCUGUUCCCCUCUGCCGUGCUGUUCCCUCUGCCCUGCUGUUCCCCUCUGCCCUGCUGUUCCCCUUUGCCCUGCUGUUCCCUCUGCACUGCUGUUCCCUCUGCCCUUCUGUUCCCUCUGCCCUGCUGUUCCCCUCUGCCCUGCUAUUCCCCUCUGCCCUGCUGUUCCCUCUGCACUGCUGUUCCCUCUGCCCUUCUGUUCCCUCUGCCCUGCUGUUCCCCUCUGCCCUGCUGUUUCCUCUGCCCUGCUGUUCCCCUCUACCCUGCUGUUCCCUCUGCCCUGCUGUUCCCUCUGCCCUGCUGUUCCCCUCUGCCCUGCUGUUCCCCUCUGCCCUGCUGUUCCCUUUGCCCUGCUGUUCCCUCUGCCCUGCUGUUCCCUCUGCCCUGCUGUUCCCUCUGCCCUGCUGUUCCCUCUGCUGAUUUUCGCCUCCUACCAGGUGAGCACGGUCAAUGUAACGAGGUGGUUUCUGGACGACCUGAAGCUGAAGGAGGAGGACUCAGACUUACUUUUCCCUCUCUCCCCUCUUCUCACCCCCUCUCCCCCCAUCCCCCCCUCCCGCCCUCUCCUACUCCCCUCUCCCUCCCAGAACAUGGUGAAUGUGACGAGGUGGUUUCUGGAGGACCUGUUGUCAAACUAUAUGCCUAUGUCAUAA